ACAGGAGACACGUGGACAGGACUGGAGACACGCGGACAGGACAGGAGACACGUGAACCGGACAGGAGACACAACAGGAGACAUGCGGGCAGGACAGGAGACACAUGGACAGGACAGGAAACACGUGGACCAGACAGGCGACACAUGGACAGGACAGGAGACACCUGGACCGGACAGGAGACACGACAGGAGACAUGCAGACAGGACAGGAGACACGUGGACACGGACAGGAGACACGUGGACAGGACAGGAGACACGUGGACCGGAAAGGAAACACGUGGACCGGACAGGAAAUACGCGGACCGGACAGGAAACACGUGGACAGGACAGGAGACACAUGGACCGGACAGGAAAUACGCGGACCGGACAGGAGACACGCGGACAGGACAGGAGACACAUGGACAGGACAGGAGACACGUGAACCGGACAGGAGACACAACAGGAGACAUGCGGGCAGGACAGGAGACACAUGGACAGGACAGGAAACACGUGGACCAGACAGGCGACACAUGGACAGGACAGGAGACACCUGGACCAGACAGGAGACACGACAGGAGACAUGCAGACAGGACAGGAGACACGUGGACCGGACAGGAGACACGUGGACAGGACAGGAGACACGUGGACCGGAAAGGAAACACGUGGACCGGACAGGAAAUACGCGGACCGGACAGGAAACACGUGGACAGGACAGGAGACACGUGGACCGGAAAGGAAACACGUGGACCGGACAGGAAAUACGUGGACCGGACAGGAAACACGUGGACAGGACAUUAGACACGUGGACCGGAAAGGAAACACGUGGACCGGACAGGAAAUACGUGGACCGGACAGGAAACACGUGGACAGGACAGGAGACACAUGGACCGGACAGGAAACACGUGGACCGGACAGGAGACACGUGGACCGGAGAGGAGUCACAUGGACAGGAGACAGGUGGACCGGACAGGAAACACGUGGACCAGAGAGGAGACACGACAGGAGACAUGCAGACAGGACAGGAGACACGUGGACAGGACAGGAGACACGUGGACAGGACAGGAGACACAACAGGAGACAUGCAGACAGGACAGGAGACGCGUGGACCGGACAGGAGACACAACAGGAGACAUGCGGGCAGGACAGGAGACACGUGGACAGGACAGGAGACAUGCAGACAGGACAGGAGACGCGUGGACCGGACAGGAGACACAACAGGAGACAUGCGGGCAGGACAGGAGACACAUGGACAGGACCGGAAACACGUGGACCGGAAAGGAAACACGUGGACCGGACAGGAGACACGUGGACCGGACAGGAAAUACGUGGACCGGACAGGAAACACGUGGACAGGACAGGAGACACAUGGACCGGACAGGAAACACGUGGACCGGACAGGAGACACGUGGACCAGAGAGGAGACACAUGGACAGGACAGGAGACACGUGGACCGGACAGCAAACACGUGAACCGGACAGGAGACACGACAGGAGACAUGCAGACAGGACAGGAGACACGUGGACCGGACAGGAGACACAUGGACAGGACAGGAGACAUGAGGACAGGACAGAAGACACAUGGACCGGACAGGAGACAC
This is a messenger RNA of Girardinichthys multiradiatus, 1575 nucleotides long. Its product is annotated as eukaryotic translation initiation factor 3 subunit A-like. The coding region runs from base 104 to 1447 and encodes 447 amino acids. The transcript has 2 exons. The record is from RefSeq and is a predicted model, not a curated record. Lineage: Eukaryota; Metazoa; Chordata; Actinopteri; Cyprinodontiformes; Goodeidae.